This is a messenger RNA of Sapajus apella (tufted capuchin), 3026 nucleotides long. Its product is annotated as myosin-2-like. Gene Ontology annotation, cellular component: myosin complex. NCBI's taxonomy places the organism in Eukaryota, Metazoa, Chordata, Mammalia, Primates, Cebidae. The record is from RefSeq and is a predicted model, not a curated record. The coding region runs from base 30 to 2894 and encodes 954 amino acids. The transcript is spliced from 18 exons.
AGAACAAGGUGAAAAACCUCACAGAAGAGAUGGCAGGUCUGGAUGAAACCAUCGCUAAGCUGACCAAGGAGAAGAAGGCUCUCCAGGAGGCUCACCAGCAGACCUUGGAUGACCUGCAGGCAGAGGAGGACAAAGUCAACACCCUGACCAAAGCUAAAAUCAAGCUGGAACAGCAAGUGGAUGAUCUUGAAGGGUCCUUGGAGCAAGAAAAGAAACUUCGCAUGGACCUAGAAAGGGCUAAGAGGAAACUUGAGGGUGACUUGAAGUUGGCCCAAGAGUCCAUAAUGGACAUCGAAAAUGAGAAACAACAACUUGAUGAAAAGCUCAAAAAGAAAGAGUUUGAAAUCAGCAAUCUGCAAAGCAAGAUUGAAGAUGAACAGGCACUUGGUAUUCAAUUGCAGAAGAAAAUUAAAGAAUUGCAAGCCCGCAUUGAGGAGCUGGAGGAGGAAAUCGAGGCAGAGCGGGCCUCCAGGGCCAAAGCAGAGAAGCAGCGCUCUGACCUCUCCCGGGAGCUGGAGGAGAUCAGCGAGAGGCUGGAAGAAGCCGGUGGGGCCACUUCAGCCCAGAUUGAGAUGAACAAGAAGAGGGAGGCUGAGUUCCAGAAAAUGCGCAGGGACCUGGAGGAGGCCACCCUACAGCAUGAAGCCACAGCGGCCACGCUGAGGAAGAAGCACGCAGAUAGUGUGGCCGAGCUUGGGGAGCAGAUUGAUAACCUGCAGCGGGUAAAGCAGAAGCUGGAGAAGGAGAAGAGUGAGAUGAAGAUGGAGAUCGAUGACCUUGCUAGUAAUGUAGAAACGAUCUCCAAAGCCAAGGGAAACCUAGAGAAAAUGUGCCGGACUCUAGAGGACCAAAUGAGUGAACUGAAAUCAAAGGAAGAGGAGCAGCAGCGGCUGAUCAAUGACCUCACAGCGCAGAGGGGACGCCUGCAGACUGAAUCUGGUGAAUUUUCGCGCCAGCUUGAUGAAAAGGAAGCUCUGGUGUCUCAGUUAUCAAGGGGCAAACAAGCCUUUACUCAACAGAUUGAAGAACUAAAGAGACAACUUGAAGAGGAGAUAAAAGCCAAGAACGCCCUGGCACAUGCCCUGCAGUCCUCCCGCCAUGACUGCGACCUGCUGCGGGAACAGUAUGAGGAAGAGCAGGAAUCCAAGGCUGAGCUGCAGAGGGCGCUGUCCAAGGCCAACACUGAGGUUGCCCAGUGGAGGACCAAAUACGAGACGGACGCCAUCCAGCGCACAGAGGAGCUGGAGGAGGCCAAGAAGAAGCUGGCCCAGCGGCUGCAGGCUGCUGAGGAACAUGUAGAAGCUGUGAACGCCAAAUGUGCUUCCCUUGAAAAGACAAAGCAGCGGCUGCAGAAUGAGGUCGAGGACCUCAUGCUUGACGUGGAGAGAACAAACGCUGCCUGUGCUGCCCUUGACAAAAAGCAAAGGAACUUCGAUAAGGUCCUGGCAGAAUGGAAACAGAAAUAUGAGGAAACGCAUGCUGAGCUCGAGGCCUCCCAGAAGGAGGCCCGUUCCCUUGGCACUGAACUGUUCAAGAUGAAGAAUGCCUAUGAGGAAUCUUUGGAUCAGCUAGAAACCCUGAAGCGAGAGAACAAAAACUUACAGCAGGAGAUUUCUGACCUCACGGAGCAGAUUGCAGAAGGAGGGAAACGUAUCCAUGAACUGGAGAAAAUAAAGAAACAAGUGGAACAAGAGAAGUGUGAACUUCAGGCUGCUUUAGAAGAAGCAGAGGCAUCUCUUGAACAUGAAGAGGGAAAGAUCCUGCGCAUCCAGCUUGAGUUGAACCAAGUCAAGUCUGAGGUCGAUAGGAAAAUUGCUGAAAAAGAUGAGGAAAUUGACCAGCUGAAGAGAAACCACAUUAGAGUCGUGGAGUCGAUGCAGAGCACGCUGGAUGCUGAGAUCAGGAGCAGGAAUGAUGCCAUCAGGCUCAAGAAGAAGAUGGAGGGAGACCUCAAUGAAAUGGAAAUCCAGCUUAACCAUGCCAACCGCAUGGCUGCCGAGGCCCUGAGGAACUACAGGAACACCCAAGGCAUCCUCAAGGAUACCCAGAUCCACCUGGAUGAUGCUCUUCGGAGUCAGGAAGACCUGAAGGAGCAGCUGGCCAUGGUGGAGCGCAGAGCCAACCUGCUGCAGGCUGAGAUUGAGGAGCUGCGGGCCACUCUGGAACAGACAGAGAGGAGCAGGAAAAUCGCAGAACAGGAGCUCCUGGAUGCCAGUGAGCGUGUCCAGCUCCUCCACACCCAGAACACCAGCCUGAUCAACACCAAGAAGAAGCUGGAGACAGACAUUUCCCAAAUGCAAGGAGAGAUGGAGGACAUUCUCCAGGAAGCCCGCAAUGCAGAAGAGAAGGCCAAGAAGGCCAUCACUGAUGCCGCCAUGAUGGCUGAGGAGCUGAAGAAGGAGCAGGACACCAGCGCCCACCUUGAGCGGAUGAAAAAGAACAUGGAGCAGACAGUGAAGGACCUGCAGCUCCGUCUAGAUGAGGCUGAGCAGCUGGCCCUGAAGGGUGGGAAGAAGCAGAUCCAGAAACUGGAGGCCAGGGUACGUGAGCUGGAAGGAGAGGUUGAGAGUGAGCAAAAGCGUAAUGUUGAGGCCGUCAAAGGUCUGCGAAAACAUGAGAGGCGAGUGAAGGAACUCACUUACCAGACGGAGGAAGAUAGAAAAAAUAUUCUCAGGCUUCAAGAUUUGGUAGAUAAGCUUCAGGCAAAAGUGAAAUCUUACAAGAGACAAGCUGAGGAGGCUGAGGAACAAUCCAACACCAAUCUAGCUAAAUUCCGCAAGCUCCAGCACGAGCUGGAGGAGGCCGAGGAACGGGCUGACAUUGCUGAGUCCCAGGUCAACAAACUGCGGGUGAAGAGCCGGGAGGUUCACACAAAAAUCAUAAGUGAAGAGUGAUCAUGUACUGAUGCCAUGGAAUGACUGAACACAGGCACAAAAUGUGACAUAUUUGGUCAUUUCCUGCUGUAAUUAUUAUGUAUUCUACCCUGUUGCAAAGGAAAUAAAGCAUAGGGUAGUUUGCAAACAAUA